AUGGAUGCAGGCUUGUACAGAGCUGCCAGGGAAGGCAACAUUGAGGACUUGAUUCAGAACAAGGACCAUCUUGAAUCCCAACUCACCCCAACCAACAACACAGUCCUCCAUGUGGCGGCCCAAUUUGGGCAUAUCCAGUGUGUCAUGGAGGUCCUAAACACGUGUCCCUCCAUGUACCGGAUGGUGAACUCGGGGGGUGACACUGCCCUCCACAUUGCUGCCAGGGAAGGGCAGUCCACUAUACUCCGGGCCCUGGUCGAGUAUGCGAAUGCACUCGAUGAGGAACUCGAAGAUGGAGUUGGAACGGCCAAGGACAUGCUGCGGAUGGCCAAUGCGGUUGGCGACACCGCGCUGCACGAGGCUGUCAGGAAUCAUCACCCGGUGGCGGUGCAGUUGCUGACAAGAGAGGAUCCAGAGUUCUGCCAUCCUGCCAACUGUGUUGAGGAAACUCCUCUGUACCUUGCUGCUGAAAGAGGGUAUGUUGGCUUGGUUUUUGUCAUACUGGAGACUUGUUCUGCCCCGGCUUAUGGCGGCCCCGGUUGCAGAACGGCUCUGCACUCGGCCGUGAUCCACAAUCACGAGGGUUCCUUUGGUUCUCUUCAAGGGUGCACCAAGAAGUUACUGGACUGGAAGGGAGGACUAGCCAGGGAAGCAGAUUUGCAAGCGUGGACACCGCUUCACUAUGCUGCGCAAUUUGGCCACUUGUCGAGAGUCAGAGAGCUGCUAAACACGGACAAAUCCGUCGGGUACUUGACAGACAAAGAUGACAAGAAGACGGCUCUUCAUUUAGCAGCUAGCCGUGGCCAUGUGGAUGUAAUGCAAGAGCUUAUAUCGCACUGCCCCGAUUGUUGGGAGAUUGUUGAUGGCAGAGGCCGGAAUAUUCUUCACCUUGCAGUGAAGAACCACAAGAAGAGGGCGAUUAAGUUCAUCUUGCAGGAUUUCUCACUCAGCAGCCUUAUAAAUCAGAAAGACAUCGAUGGGAAUACGCCGCUCCAUUUGCUGGCUGCUUCUGAUUGCUAUGCACCUCUCCUCGUAAAUCACCCCAAAGUGGAUAGAAUGGCUUUCAACAAGGAAAGCUUAACUCCUCUGGACAUGGUUUACAGUGAUGGAUACACUGGAUUAUUAUGGGAUUCCACCAAAAGAAGUCUCAUAAAUGCUGGUGCUGUUCUUGGCCAAAGGGAUGUUGCCAGAAGCGAUAACGAUGAAUUGGCAACCAAAGAGAAGUAUCACCUACACGACAAAGUAUUACCAGCAGAGAUCAGGAGAGCAGCCAACACUAAUUUGAUAGUGGCUGCACUAAUAGCCACAGCAACAUUUUCUGCCGGCUUCACCAUUCCGGGUGGCUACAACAGCAGCAAUGGCCGUGACCAAGGCAUGGCAACUCUAACAAGAAAAGCAGCUUUCAAAGCUUUUGUGGUAACAGAUGCCCUAGCCUUGAUAUCCUCUAUUGCUGCAGCUUGUUCUUACUCUGUCGUGGCACGAGAUUCAGACAGGAUCGUGCUUCUCAAGCAUGACACCAUCGGUUACUUGCUUCUCAUCUUUGCGAUGGGAGCAAUGGUGCUUGCAUUUGUCACCGGCUUUUAUGCAGUCUUGGCAGAUUCAUCAGGCCUUGCAGUCACCUUAUGUAUUAUGGGAUGCUUCCCUUUUCUCAUCAACCAUUUUUUCCAAAGAAAGGUUUGGUAGAAACAGCACUAAAUUGAGAAGUUUGCUAGCUUUGAAGUUUCUAACAUAUGAGAAACAGAUUCUGGAUAUUCUUUCAUUGUUGAU
This is a messenger RNA of Diospyros lotus (date-plum), 1767 nucleotides long. Its product is annotated as protein ACCELERATED CELL DEATH 6-like. Gene Ontology annotation, molecular function: protein phosphatase regulator activity; protein phosphatase 1 binding. The transcript is spliced from 3 exons. The coding region runs from base 1 to 1683 and encodes 560 amino acids. The record is from RefSeq and is a predicted model, not a curated record. Gene Ontology annotation, cellular component: plasma membrane. NCBI's taxonomy places the organism in Eukaryota, Viridiplantae, Streptophyta, Magnoliopsida, Ericales, Ebenaceae.